Messenger RNA from Tyto alba (common barn owl), 4732 nucleotides. It is a transcript of the gene NEURL1, whose product is annotated as neuralized E3 ubiquitin protein ligase 1. Gene Ontology annotation, cellular component: plasma membrane; postsynaptic density. Gene Ontology annotation, biological process: nervous system development; negative regulation of Notch signaling pathway. The record is from RefSeq and is a predicted model, not a curated record. Bases 225 to 1943 code for a protein of 572 amino acids. The transcript is spliced from 6 exons. NCBI's taxonomy places the organism in Eukaryota, Metazoa, Chordata, Aves, Strigiformes, Tytonidae. Gene Ontology annotation, molecular function: ubiquitin protein ligase activity.
CCGAGCGGAGCCGGCGCGGCCCCGCGGAGGGCGACGGCCCGGCGGGGCAUGGGGCCCGGCGGGCGGCGGGCAGGAGCGGCGCUCUCGGCGUCGCAGUGAGAGCGGGAGACGCCGGCGGAACGCUGCCCGCCCCCCCCCGCCGCCGCCGCCGCCGCCCCUCCCGGGGAGAGACCUUGCGCGGUGCCGCCCGGCCCGGCCCGGCCCGGCCCGGCUCGGAUGCCGCCAUGGGGAGCCGCUUCUCCAGCAUCCCCGCGCUGCCCCGUGGCGGCCAGGGCCGCCUGCACCGCGCCCGCCACCACCACCUCAAAGAUUCCAUAGGUGGAUCGUUUUCAUCUUCCUCCCACCGAUGCCACCACAAGCAGAAGCACUGUCUCCCCAUCCCACAGUGUGGAGCUCUGUCCAUCAGCCCUCUGCUUUUCCAUCCUCACACGAAGGGAUCCCAGAUCAUCAUGGACACAACGCAGAAGGCAGUGAAACGCCAGGCUAGCUUCUGCAAUGCCAUUACCUUCAGCAACAGGCCCAUCGUUAUUUAUGAACAAGUCAGGCUUAAGAUCACUAAAAAGCAGUGUUGCUGGAGUGGGGCUCUUCGACUCGGGUUUACUUCUAAGGAUCCAUCGAGGAUUAACCCUGACACUCUGCCGAAGUAUGCGUGCCCCGACUUGGUUUCCCAAAGUGGUUUUUGGGCCAAGGCUCUGCCAGAAGAGUUUGCAAAUGAGGGAAACAUCAUAGCCUUUUGGGUGGACAAGAAGGGACGGGUUUUCUAUCGAGUGAACGACUCUGCUGCGAUGCUCUUCUUCAGCGGGGUGAGGACAGCAGAGCCUCUCUGGGCUUUGAUCGAUGUCUACGGCCUCACCCGCGGAGUGCAGCUCUUAGACAGUGAAAUCAUUCCUCCCGACUGCCUGCGGCCCCGCUCCUUCACCGCCAUCCGCCGGCCCUCGCUGCGGCGGGAGACAGAGGACACGCGCCUCUCGGUCAGCCUGUGCGACCUCAACCUGCAGGAGGAGACCUUCCACGUGACAGCCACCAUGUGCCCCAUCCCGCAGAACUCCCUCAACUCCCAGCACUCUCACCUCCUUCCCUCCCAGCUGGAGAGUGACCUCCGCUUCCACCACCUCCGGGGACCCCACGUCAAAAUCCUUGAUGACCAAACCGUGGCCCGCCUGGAGCACACCCGGGAGGAGAGGACUUUGGUUUUCACCAGCAGACCCCUUCGGAUCAACGAAACCAUUUUUGUCAAAAUCAACAAGUCCAACACCGUGCGCACAGGGACGCUGUCCUAUGGGGUGACGUCCUGUGACCCCAGCACCUUGCGCCCCAGCGACCUCCCCUAUAACCCUGAGUCCUUGGUUGACCGAAAGGAGUUCUGGGCCAUCUGCCGAGUCGUGGUGCCCCUCCAGAGCGGAGACAUCCUGGGAUUUAUGGUGAAUUCGGAUGGUGAGCUGCACUUGAAUCACAAUGGUGCUGGCACUGGCAUGCAGGUCUGCGUGGACUGUUCCCAGCCCCUCUGGAUGUUCUUCGUUUUACACGGCGCAGUCAUACAAAUUCGACUGUUGGGUUCCACCAUAUUAGCCGAGCGGCUGGGACUGUCCACACCAAGCUCACCCACAUCAACACCCAAUUCCCCCACCGUCCUCUGCAGUGGCGUCUCUGACCCCAUAUUGUCUACAUGUGGCUCUGGCCCCCUCUGCAGCUCUAUCAGUGGCACAGCUCCCAACUCUCCAAUCAGUUUGCCUGAGUCACCCAUCUCCCCGUCCGUCUCAGGGCCCUGGGGAGAUGAAUGCACCAUCUGCUACGAGAAUAUGGUAGACACAGUCAUUUACUCCUGCGGACACAUGUGUCUCUGCUAUUCGUGUGGGCUGAAGCUCAAGAAGAUGGCCAAUGCUUGCUGCCCCAUUUGCAGACGGGCCAUCAAAGAUAUCAUCAAAACAUACCGCAGCACUUAGAGCAGCAGCAGAUGCUGUGGUGGGGACUGGGCAAGUGGGGAGGAAGCUGUGAAACAACACAGGUCUUGGUCUCUAUUAAUCAUCCAGGAGAGUCAAAAACCAUCACCCACCACCACCCUGAUCCCCUCUUCUAUGGACAACAGAUGAGAUGAGCUUAGAUGCUGCUCUUCUACCCGCCAAGCAAGCCCUGGGGCUGAACUCCAGUGUGUCAGGGAAGUUGUGAUGGACUAAUCUCCCUUGUGGAUUUUAAACUUUAUCUCAAACAAACCCAGCUGGUGCAAUCAUUCCUUUUCUACACCAUGCAUAGGGGAGGAGAGUCUCCAAUGUUUUGCAGGGACAGCAAGCAGUAAAAGGUUCAGUGCUACACAUCUCCUUUCGGAGACACCCCACAUGCAGAGGACAGCUUAGCAGAAGAGGAGAAACAAGCAACAUGUUUCCAUGCACAGUCAGCCUACUGUAGGAAGCCCUCUAGAAAGGACAGAGUGAGGCAAGCUUUGACCCAGUGAGGGAGGUGCAGUGAGUGCGUUCAAAGUGGGAAGGCUGGGGCCAGUGCAGAAAACGACCCAGGAUUUGUGAAGCAAAACCCACCCCAUGUCUGCAGGCAGAAGAGCAGCCCCAUGAUAGCCCCUUGAGGGCUGUCCCCUGCUCCUCCCUCGCGGUUCCCUGGCAGAGGCAUUCAUGGCGGAUUUGGCAGCCAAACACUGGCACUGGCCCUGCUCCCUCCCAGCGGUGUUCAGCCAUCUCCUGUUGCCAUCUCACUGCAUGAUGAGCAGUGCUCAACCCCCACCACCACUGAUUUGCGUGUGGUCUCCAUGCAGCACGGAGGAUUCAGCAGCAUCGCUGCCCCCAGGGGCCUGCAGGAGAGGGUGAUGUGUCUCCCUCACCUUUCCUCCUCCUACCAUCCAGACAGCACUUGUGAGGGAGAAAAUAAAAUAAAUAAUAAAAAUAAUAAAAAGAAAUUAAAACCCCAACCCCACUGGGGAAGAAUGUAUAAACCCACAUGUCUGCAGGUUUCAUUUACUGGUAACUUUAUCACUGUGCUUUGAGACAAAACCAGCCAGGUGGUACUCAGCCCUUCACAGCCAGUCCAACAGCGGGACAUGGCUGUCCGUAGUGUUAGGAAGAAAGGAAAGAAAAAAAAAAAACUAACAUAGCUUCAGGGGUUUGGUUUGCUUUGGUUUAUUUCUAUAAAUCCCCUUCCCUCCUGCCCCAGUUGGGAACCCUGCUGUUCCUGUGGCGGGUGCCUGCAAUGGCAGCCCCACGGUUGCCCUGCCAGCUGCUGCUCUGCCAUGGCUGCUGGCCUAGCCCAUUGCUGCUGGCCCUUGGGCCUGGGCAGGGUGGCUCUGCAGCAGCAGGAGCUGCCUAUCUCCCCCCCAGCCCCAUCCUGCUGCCUUCCAGGGCCGCGCAGGAGGUAGAGAUGGUGGCUGGGCGCUGAAGCGUGAUCAGGGCAGGGGCGCAGAAGCAAUGGUGUUCACCCCGCCAUGUUGCCCACCAGCCCAGGUCGGGGAAGGCCGUGGUAUUGCACGUCUCCUGCCAAGCCUUUUCCUGCACCCCAGCACAUGGCUGCUGACAGGACAGGAGGGAACAGCGUGACAUAGGGAUAAAGGUAUUUACUAUACACAGUCACUCACUGCAGGGGGCAUCAUGCCCCGCCAGGCAACAGGUAGGGGAAGGAGCACUCACAGAAGCUGCUCCCAAGAGUGCCUGGAAAACAUGUCCUCACCCUGUCUUCUUGAGGAAAUGAAAAAAAGAAGCUGCUACUAGCUGGAGUGUACAUUGUAGAGCCUUUCUCUAAAGGCACCACCAUCACUGCAGCCUACCACGGGGGUCUGCAGCUACCCCUAGCCUGCCCCUGUGGGCAAUACUAACUUGAACACCGAUAUUCUGGUUACAGGGAUUUACAUUAUUUCUUUGCAUACCUCUCAUGUACACCCCUAACCCAACCCUGCCCUGCACCCCAGGCUGGCUGUUGAAAGCCCCAGAGUACGAAGGCUCCUGUUCCCAGACACCCUCACUGAGGGGUGGAAGGAGUCCAGGUUGACAUAAGUCUGGGGAAAGUCACAGCAGCCAUGCCAGGAGCACAGCUGGUCCACAGGCAUGUAUCCAGCCUCCAGCUUGCCCGAAGACAGAGCCAUGACCAGUAGACAGGGGGAGCCUGUUUCAGUAGUUACACAAAUUCCAGUGCAAAGAUUUUGGAAAGGACCCAAGGGGUAGGAAGGUGUUGAUGAAAUAGUGGAUAUGCGGAAAUGUGCAAUAAGCAGCCUCCCGAGCCUUCACCACACCAGUGGAACCAGUUCCCCUCUGUGCAGGGUAAGCCAAGGGGUACAUUUUAUUUUUCAAGAAACGCCAUCCAUGGGUACCAGUGCAGUGGUGUGAAAUCCCUCUUCACCUUUUGAAUUCAGAGUGUUUUAAUAUAUAACUGUGUUUUAUUGUGGACCAAACUCUAGGAGUUAGCAGAAGCUGAAAGCUCCCCCAGCAUCAGAGCUCAAAAAUCGGGGUUAAGUCCUGCUCCCAGCAUCAGCUGACCCCUGGUUGUGAGCAGGGAAGAGGAGAGCAAAGCUCUCUUCAGGGAGAAAAAAACCCAGCAAAAGCAGUAACAGUAACAACAAUCCUAACCUUUUGUUUUGUUCGACUGGUGUAGGUUCCCACGUACCUCCGUGUUCUUGUGUCAUUUGCAUUUCAUUGCUUUACUUUAAGAUGUUUUGUGUUCUGUUUAAAGAAAAGAAUAACUAAUUGUGAAAAAUUGGAUAACUGUGAUUGUGAAUAAAGUUGAUUUAGGUAUCCUGCAA